AGUUGGUAUAGAUAUAGAAAAAGAACCGAAAGAAAGAAGGGUAUUAGUACAUGUUGGACAUAUAAAGUUUAUUCAUAUAUAUAUUAAUACUGGAUUAUAAAGAGCAGGUGGUGAGGGCGCCAACUGGAUCAGGCUCAUGUUGAAGGAUGAUGAAUACCAGGGUGGAGCUUCUGAUUGGCUGUCAGGCGGACAACGUCAGUGAUCUCCGCAACUCCACCAAAAGGCAGGGACAACAAAGUCGAGGAUAAGAAGUACCAGGGCCUACAACCGCCGGGUCUUCCUCGACCGAAACAUUCUCUCUCUCAACCCUAAAUCUACCUCACCAUGUCCUCUCCUUACCAUCGCCGCCCUAUAUCUGAUUAUUUCCUCGCCUCUCCACUUUCCGCCAUCCUUUAUCCACUCCAUCACAUUCUCCUCAGACUCCGCGGACCACCUCGAUUACCUCCACCAGAUGCCCACCCCAUCAAGGUAGUCUGCAUCUCAGACACCCACACCCUGGAAUGGGACGAUGUCCCAGAUGGCGACCUCCUCAUCCACGCCGGCGAUCUAUGCAACGACGGUAGCGUGCGCGAGAUCCAAGCAGCGGUAGACUGGCUCCGCGGACUACCCCAUCCCCACAAGGUAGUCAUCUGCGGCAACCAUGACAGCUACUUCGACGUGCGGUCACGACUAGCAGAAGACCGGGACAAAUCCUUCGCGACAGUGUCAUCCUCAACAGCCUCCGUCCGCUCCAUCGACGACCUCGACAGUCCCCACCGCGUCGACUGGGGCGACAUCCACUACCUCCAACACUCCGCCGUCACCAUCUCCUUCCUCCCACCGCCAUCCAGCGCCUCUCGUGCCCGCUCUCUCACCAUCUACGGUGCACCUCAAGUCCCCGCCCUCGUUCCCUUCGGCCCCGAACACGCCUUUACCUAUCCACCCCACUACGACGCCUGGUCCGGCACCGUCCCCCCAAACACCGACAUCCUCGUCACGCAUACCCCGCCCCAGGCCCAUCUCGACCUCUCCCCCGUCUACUCCACCGGCUGUCCUUACCUCCUAACAGAAACAUGGCGCAUCCAGCCCGCCCUUCACGUCUUCGGCCAUAUCCACGCCGCCUACGGCAUGGAACCCGUGUAUUGGGACGAAGCGCAGAAGGCAUGGGAACGCCUCUGCGCCUCACGGCGACGAUGGGCACGCAACGGCCGUUUCAGCUCGCUCUUCGGGUUUCUCCGGGAUCUGCUCCAUAUCUCUGGGUGGGUUGAUUCAGCCCGGGUCGUGGUGUACGGUGUUCUAGGAGUAGUAUGGGCCAAGGUCUGGGGUGGAGAGAAUCGCGGGUGUGGGUGGAUGGUGAAUGCGGCUUGUAUGUCUCGAGACUCGAAGGGGCUGAGCAAUAAGCCGCAGGUUGUGGUUCUAUAAGUGACAGGGGCUUGUUGGCUCAGUUGGGGAGGUAUAUAGUGUGGGGAGGCGGUAAUGACUGAUGCGUGCAUGUACAUAGGUUCGUUUGGUGCGUUGUGCGUGGUGUUCUUAUCGUGGUGAUACCAUUUUUAAGUUUUAGUUUUACACUGCAUGGUCUUAAGUGAAGAAGA
Molecule: messenger RNA, 1571 nt
Organism: Aspergillus alliaceus
Lineage: Eukaryota; Fungi; Ascomycota; Eurotiomycetes; Eurotiales; Aspergillaceae
Product: metallophosphatase domain-containing protein
Exons: 1
Coding region: 325-1401 (358 amino acids)
Molecular function (GO): hydrolase activity
Source: RefSeq, a predicted model, not a curated record